UUGCCCACCAAUAAUUCUUCAAAUCACAUCAUAUAAAGCUGGUUCAGGGGAGUAGCAUAUCGCCACACCAGAAAACCUUCUUACUUGAAGCAAGUCCAUUUUCUCAUUUCUCUUUUUCUUUCCUCUGACAAUCAAUUUCAGAACACCACAAUGGCUGAAGCACUUGUGUCCUUCCUUGUAGAGCAGUUGGGUUCCUUCACCUUCCAACAUGUGGAACAACAUGUGAAACUUGUUGUGAAUGUCGAAGAGGAAGUAGCAACUCUUACCCUCAACCUCAAAACUAUUGAAGCUGUGCUCGCGGAUGCAGAGAGGAGGCAAGUCAAGGAGAACAGCGUGAGACGCUGGCUCAGCAAUCUGAAAGAAGUGUCCUACAAGAUAGACGAUGUGGUGGAUGAGUGGAGCACUGAAAUCCUGAAACAACAAAUCGAGAACCAAGGUGACAAUGCUAUUGUACCUAAGAAGAAGGUAUGUUUCUCUAUUCGCUUCCGGUGUCUUUGUACUGGCCAAGUCGCUCAGAUAAUUUCUCGUCAUGACAUUGCUGGGAGGGUAAAAGAGUUGAAUGGGAGGUUAGCUUUGAUUCAUGAACAGCGAAAACAAUAUAAAUUUCGUCAAAAUGAAAUUGAAUUUGAGCAACCUGAACGAAUCAAAAGUGUUUCAGGUGUCGAUGAAUCUGAGACAUUUGGCAGAGACGAUGAAAGGAAUAAACUAGUAAGCCAGUUAGUGAGUGAGCAUAGUGAAGAAAGGAAGAAGCCUCUUGUCAUAUCUAUUGUAGGUAUGGGGGGGAUAGGCAAAACAACUCUUGCCAAACUAGCCUAUAAUGAUGUAGAUGUAAAGAAUUGUUUUCAUACAACAAUAUGGGUUUGUGUCUCAGAACCCUUUGUACAAAUUGCGGUUGCCAAAGCCAUCCUUGAGAGUCUUGAUGUAAGUUAUGUCCCAAAUUCAAAUGAGUUAGAAACUUUUUUUCGACAUAUAGAGUCAGAAAUUAAGGGCAAGAAGUUCCUCCUUGUCCUAGAUGAUGUCUGGGACUCGAACCAUACAAAGUGGGAUCCAUUCCUGACCACAUUACAGUGUGGUGCCUCAGGGAGUAGAAUUUUGAUUACCACGCGAAUAGCUCAGGUUGCUAGUGCAAUGGGAACAACUAGUGACCACACAAUCGAUAUAAAGGAGUUAGGUGAAAAAACUUGUCGGUCAUUGUUCUAUCACAUUGCAUUUUUUGAUGGUGAGAGAAAAGAGUCUAAAAAGUUUGAAGAUAUUGGUAAUGAAAUCGUGAAAAAGUGCAAAGGCUUGCCUCUUGCUGCUAAGACUUUGGGUAGUCUAAUGCGGUGUAAGAAAACACUGCAACAAUGGGUAGAUGUUUUGAAUAGUAAAAUAUGGGAAUUACAAGAGUUUGAGCAGGAAGUUUUCCAACCGUUAUUACUAAGUUACUAUGAUUUGAAACCAUUGUCCAAACGUUGUCUUUUGUAUUGUGCUACAUUUCCUAAAGAUCAUGUGAUUGUUAAGGAUAAGUUGAUUGAGUUGUGGAUGUCACAAGAUUAUCUUGAAGUCAAAGGAGGAAAUAAAGAAAAGACAACAGUAGGUCAAUGGUGUUUUGAGAACUUAGUAACGCGGUCUUUCUUUCAAGAUAUUGAGGAAGAUUCUAAAGGGAAUAUUAGAAAUUGUAAAAUGCACGAUAUUGUGCAUGACUUUGUGCAAUACUUGACCAAGGAUGAAUGCUUUAGUAUGGUGGUUAAGGGUGCUAAUGAGAGAAUGGAGUUACCGGGUGAUGAGGUCCGUCAUUUGUCUUUAAUGUUUGCACCCAAGGAUCCAUUUCCUGUUUCUUCUCUUAAUUGUAAGAGUUUGCGCACUCUCACAGCUUUUGAAUCAAAACUUACUAGCAUUGGGGUUGAGUUGAUUUCGCAAUCAAAAAGCCUUAGGACUUUGAACUUGAGUGAAAACUCGAUUCGAGAAGUUCCAAAGGAGAUUGGUGGAUUGAUACAUUUGAGAUAUCUGGACUUGUCUGAAAACGAUAAACUGAAGGAAUUGCCCGACAGUUUAUGUGAUUUAUACAAUCUGCAAACCUUGCGACUUGUCGGUUGCUGGGAACUUGUCAAAUUUCCCGAUGAAGAGGCAAUGAGAAAGCUAACCAAGUUAAAGCAUCUUUAUGUUGAGGGGUCCUGUCGUCUAAAAUCAAAAGGGAUAGGGAGGUUAACCGGUCUGCAAAAGCUAGAUGUGUUUCAUCUAAAUGGUUAUAGGGGUGAGGACAAAGAAGGGACGUUGAAGUUGCAAGAUUUGAAAAACUUGAAGCAACUUGAAGGGAGUCUUUCCAUUGCACACUUGGAGUCUGUGGAAGAUGCGAGUGAGGGUGUAAAGGCAUGUUUGAGUGAGAAACAUCUCCUUUAUCAUCUGGUUCUAGAUUUCAUAUGUGAGAAGGCAUGUGGUAAGUGGUUGAGAGCAGAAGGGACGGGCCAAAAUGAUAAUGAUAGAGAAAUACUGAAUGGGCUGCAACCACAUGGAGAUUUGGAAUCAUUGAGCAUCUGGAACUGCCAGCUGGCUACUUCUCCGUGUCCUGAUUGGAUCUUGUCUUUACAUAAUCUGACAUGUCUUGCGCUUGGGUACUAUCGUAAUUGUGAGCUGCUUUCGGGUCCAUUUGGGAGAUUGCCGUCGCUUGAAUGGCUUUCAUUUUGGGAGAUGAAGAAAGUGAAAAAGGUGGGAGUGGAGUUUUUGGGAAUUGAAGAAAGUGAAUUACAAUCACCCUCCUCCUCCUCCUCCUCCUCCUCCUCGUCUUCUCUUAUUUUAUUCCCCAAAUUGAAAAGCCUCCAGUUCAAUGUGAUGCGUGAGUGGGAAGAGUGGGAAGGAGUGGGAGGGGAUUUUCAGAAUAAUAUUACCAUAAUGCCCUCCCUAUCUCGCUUGCAAUUUUGGACCUGCUCGAAACUUGGUACGCUGCCCGACUUCCUGCGCAAGACACCACUACAGACAAUGAUCAUCGGCUUGGGUUGUCCAAUUCUCAGAGAUAGAGUCAGGGACAAAACAAGUGAGGAGUGGGCCAAGAUUUCUCACGUCCCAGACAUCCAAGUGGAGGAAUGUAAGCUGUGGCGAUUUCAGGCGGCGAGUUGUUGAGUGGUCUUGUCUUCUAGGAUUGGGAGGGUCAAGCCUCCAAGUUGUAAUGGCUGGAUUCCCUAAGACCGAAUGCCCCCAUCCUCAGGAAAUUGCUUUGGCUCCCACAGCAAGCUAAAAGCAUUUACAAUGGCAUUGGAAUUUCAAGCUGAUGGUUGAUAUAUCAAGUAGUUUACAAUCAGGUCCUUACAAUCAGUUCUUUUUGUGGUUUAUUUCUCUGUCCUUGCCAGAUCCUCUUCCGCUCUUCUAUCCCCCAAGUUCACUUGAACAUGGCUGAAGCUCUAGUUGACUUUCUCCAACAGUGUUUGGCUUCCAUCACCCUUGACAAAGGUUGAAAGAGAGCUGAGAGCGGUCGUAGGUGUUGACAAAAGAAGCUGCAAACAUCAACCACAAUGCAGAUCAGGAAAAAAUAAAGGGAUUGGGGAGGUCAAACCUCGAAGUUUUAAUGACUGACUCCUUAAGACCAAAUACCUUCAGCCUCAGCUACUCCUUAAUGUGGUGCAGAAUUUCCAGAUACGAAAGUUCUAAUAAAUCUUUGGCUAGUGCGGAAUCAAUAAUCUUCUUUUUAUCCAGGAUUCAAAUUUACAACAUGCUACAGGUACAGCUCAAAUUGAAGCCUAAAGCAUUUUUAAUGGCAUUGGAAUUUUCAAGCUGAUGAGAAGCUACUCUGGUAAGCUACAUAUUCUGUAGUAACUGGUAUAUUGUUCCUUCCCUGAAAAUCUUCUAUGUACAUCAAAAGGUAAUUUGAUCUUCUAUCAUAAAACAUUUUUUUUUUCUUUCCUUUUCAUGGCUUCAGGCUAAGUCCUUGAUUUUUCCCCAAUAUCUAGCAGGGUCGAAGAUCUAAUGCUUCUUCUGAUGCUGGAAACCAGCUCUCUAUCCAGUGGAGAUGUCUUUACUCUGUUGGCUUUAUUUCUUCAAGAUUUGGAAAGGCUUGCAAGCAAAAUCUUAUGUGGAGGGAGAAUAGGGAGGUCAGGUCUUUUUAGUUCUGAUGAUUGGAGUCCACUGACGAGAUGAUCCCCAACCCUUGUAGACUACAGAGGAAUUCUUUACACAACCUCGUACUGUACUGCUCAGAUUUAAUCUAAAAGGAUUUACAAUGGCAUUGAGACUUUCAAGCUGACGGGUGGAUAUAUGCUUUGGUGAUGUCAUCAUAAGAUCAUUCAACUGUACUCCAGCUAGAGAAAUUGAAUCAUCUGCAAAACAGCAUUUUAUUUCAGAGGUUUAUCUAACAAUGAGGAUGCACCAUCAAGAAAACUCAGCACCCAUUGAUGAUGAGAGCAGUCAAGAGUGGAUGUAACCCUGAAUUCCCUUCCAUGGAAACACUGGGGACGACUCUAAAUGGCUUGUAAACAUUGAACAGGUAACUCUUGACAUAUGUAAAACUUGAAGAGUUGAAGAUUAGCAGUUAGUUGAAAGCUCUAUAUAUAGUGCUUUUAAAUUUCCGGGUCUGUUGAAUGUACUAAGGUCGUUGCCUAGUAAAGCAGAUGAGGCAUCUCUUCUAGUUUCUGGACUCCAAUCAAAUGUAUUUCAGGAAGCUAUGGGAGUUUGUGAUCAUGAGUCGUCACACGAGGAAGUUCGACACCAGAUUGUUUCAUUGGAUAUAUAUUUGUACCUAGGAAGGAAAAUAUUCAAGGCAACCAAAUAGUGGUGAAAUUGAUACUUACAUCAUUCAUCAUCUGGAUUGUGAUGAUAUUGUUUUGUGGCUAGUACCCAAGACUGUUCUGUUUAGUAAGAACAAAUGGUCUCAUUUUUGUGAUGAUGUUAAAUCUGUCAGAGUCCAUCCUAAUAAAUUCAGCUAGAACAUUACUUUCAUUUCUUUUGACAGUCGAAACUACUUAAUAGUUAAAGCUUCUUGGUUUCACCUAUUGCUGUGUCGCUGAUGUUUUUAUUGUUUCACAUGGACAGCAAAUUUUCUGUGGCAGCACUUUCCACUGAACUGAGAGAGUAUGCAAUGGUCUUCACAGACAUUUGAAAGCUGUUCUUUCUGUGGUUCAUCUUGCUGUCCCCACCGGAUCCUCCUCUGCUGUUCUAUCCCCAAAGUUCACCUGGUGAUGUGGUGCUGGAAACCUGUACAUCAAUUGCACAACGCAUGAGUAGGGGUGAAACUAAAUUGGAAAGAAAAGCUACAUCUUCGUUUGGGAAUUCUAUUUAUACCAAUCUCUAGCAUGGUGGUAAUCCUCAAACUGCAGAAAACCAAAGUUGCUCUGCCAGACUCCUUUAUGAGUAAACUGAUCUCUUCUCUUGAGGCUUCUAUUGUGUUCCUAUAGAGGAAAUUCUGAACCAAGCUAUCACUCAAUUAGACAUAAAAUUAGACAAAAUUGCUGGCUAUAUCUCAUCUCAUAGUCUGUAGUUUGCUCUGGAAUUAAUCAAAGCGGAAGAUUUCUGCGUUGGUUCAGCCUGUGAACCAUUAAUCAUUUGCUUAGGUCUUCAAAUGCUUUGUAAAUAGAUGAUUUUAUGAUGUGGAUGAAGAGCAUCCUGAUUGAUUUGCUUGACCA
Messenger RNA from Rosa rugosa (rugosa rose), 5588 nucleotides. RefSeq names its product putative disease resistance protein RGA1. The transcript is spliced from 11 exons. Bases 151 to 3096 code for a protein of 981 amino acids. Gene Ontology annotation, molecular function: ADP binding; protein binding. The record is from RefSeq and is a predicted model, not a curated record. Gene Ontology annotation, biological process: defense response to other organism. NCBI's taxonomy places the organism in Eukaryota, Viridiplantae, Streptophyta, Magnoliopsida, Rosales, Rosaceae.